AUGGCGGUCGGACUCUUCGCCGCCACAACCCCCACCGCCUUCCGCCUCAUCCAAUCCUCUUACCUCCUCCCCAAACCAAACCCGACCGUCUUCUUCCCUCCCUCGAAUCUCCAAAAAACAACAAUCCUACAUCGGACUCGGAGAAAGCUGUGUCUCACCGUCUACGUUGUCAUGGAGGACCAAAAACGAAGUACUGCUACCCACGUCGACAGUUCCGAGGAAAUACCACAAGACGGUGCCAAUUCUGAGAUCCCAAUUGUGAUUCCGUCGGUACGGGGCGCCGAGCGAUUGGCCCGGAAGAGAUCCGAGAGGUUCACUUAUCUUGUCGCAGCUGUCAUGUCUAGCUUUGGUAUCACUUCCAUGGCUGUCAUGGCUGUUUAUUACAGAUUUUACUGGCAAAUGGAGGGUGGGAAUGUGCCUGUAUCUGAAAUGUUCGGUACAUUUGCUCUCUCAGUUGGUGCUGCUGUGGGGAUGGAAUUUUGGGCAAGAUGGGCACACAAAGCUCUGUGGCACGCUUCACUAUGGCAUAUGCAUGAGUCCCACCACAAGCCCAGAGAGGGCCCAUUCGAGCUCAACGAUGUGUUUGCUAUAAUAAACGCAGUUCCAGCUAUAGCUUUGCUCAACUAUGGCUUCUUCCACAAAGGCUAUGUUCCUGGCCUUUGUUUUGGUGCUGGUCUUGGAAUUACAGUGUUUGGGAUGGCGUACAUGUUCGUCCACGAUGGUCUGGUUCAUAAAAGAUUCCCGGUAGGACCCAUCGCCAACGUGCCCUAUUUCAGAAAGGUUGCUGCAGCUCAUCAGCUCCACCACUCGGAGAAAUUCAAGGGUGUUCCAUAUGGUUUGUUUCUUGGUCCUCAGGAGGUUGAAGAAGUAGGAGGACAGGAAGAGCUGGAGAAGGAGGUUGAUAGGAGAAUUAAAGCUUCCAAGAACUCAUAACUAAAUUUUGAAUAUUGUAGUAGAGUUUAGGGGUUAGAGAUGAAUGAAUGAAAUGGGUUUUCUGAGCAAUUUUGUUUUACAUAUCUGUAUGUGUGCCAAAAUGCUGUGCUAGGCAGCUAGAAUGGAGCCUAGCUAGAGUCCUUUGAAUGAAGGAAAAUGGAUAUGUAUAUUAGAAUUGUAUUUGUAUGUGGAUUUGUAUCUUGUCCCAGUUAUAUACACUUGAUGAGUGCUCACAACUUUUUGUCA
Molecule: messenger RNA, 1179 nt
Organism: Rosa chinensis
Lineage: Eukaryota; Viridiplantae; Streptophyta; Magnoliopsida; Rosales; Rosaceae
Product: beta-carotene hydroxylase 2, chloroplastic
Exons: 7
Coding region: 1-933 (310 amino acids)
Biological process (GO): carotene metabolic process; xanthophyll biosynthetic process
Cellular component (GO): chloroplast
Molecular function (GO): iron ion binding; beta-carotene 3-hydroxylase activity
Source: RefSeq, a predicted model, not a curated record